This is a messenger RNA of Arabidopsis thaliana (thale cress), 2993 nucleotides long. RefSeq names its product SEC6 (gene SEC6). Bases 364 to 2688 code for a protein of 774 amino acids. Gene Ontology annotation, biological process: exocytosis. Gene Ontology annotation, cellular component: cytosol; exocyst; plasma membrane. Lineage: Eukaryota; Viridiplantae; Streptophyta; Magnoliopsida; Brassicales; Brassicaceae. The record is from RefSeq and is marked reviewed. The transcript has 26 exons.
GCGUUUGCAAAAAAAAAAAAAAAAAAAAUAGGUUUGCAUCAACAGCUGGCAAAAAAGAAAAAGAAAAAUCAAAACCGGCGAGACGGAAAAUUUCAGCGUUUCCGAACUUUCCAUUAGAGUCGCGAGACGAUAGAUGAGACUCGUUCCAGAAAUUUAAUCGUUGCUUCUCUUCCCAGCUGAUCUGCGUCCAACAUCACUGUUUCCAGGAUCUUCAGAAUCAGCGAAGGAAGAAGAUAAGAGGACGACGAAGUAAUUGAAGUUGGAGAAUCGCACAUUUGGCUCUCGAUAUUUGCUCAAUGACUUCUUAUUCGAGGUAGCCUUCAAUUUAGGAUCGGAGUUCGUAAAUAAGGUGAUUUAGCGAAGAUGAUGGUCGAAGAUCUUGGUGUGGAAGCGAAGGAAGCGGCUGUGCGAGAAGUGGCGAAGCUCUUACCCUUACCUGAACUUUUGCAGUCUAUUUCUUCAAUCAAGGCCGAUUACAUCGCUCGUCAACAGGCAAAUGAUGCACAGCUCAGUACUAUGGUUGCUGAGCAGGUUGAACAAGCUCAAGCUGGGUUAGAGUCACUUUCAUCAUCUGAGAAAACCAUUUAUGAACUGCGGGAUAAUUUCAUUUCUAUCGACAAGCUUUGUCAGGAAUGUCAAACUUUGAUUGACAAUCAUGACCAAAUAAAGCUGCUGAGUAACGCCAGGAAUAAUCUAAACAAAACUCUAAAGGAUGUAGAAGGUAUGAUGUCAAUUUCUGUUGAAGCUGCUGCGGCUAGGGAUUCUUUGAGUGAUGAUAAAGAAAUCGUUAACACUUAUGAGAGAUUAACAGCACUUGAUGGUAAACGAAGAUUUGCAUUAGCAGCUGCUGGAGAGGAGGUUGGGAGGCUGAGGGAGUAUUUUGAAGAUGUUGAUAGAACAUGGGAAACAUUCGAGAAGACACUAUGGGGUCAUGUUUCCAACUAUUACAAACUUUCUAAAGAAAGAUAUCAAAUCUUACAUAUCCUUUUGGUUUAUCUUAAACUUACUGAUGUAUCUUUGUUCUGCAGUCCGCAAACACUGGUUCGUGCUUUGAGGUAUGAUCCCCCACCAGAGACAUUCUUUACCUUUGUCUAUGGCAUAUAUUCCCAAAUUAUUACGUUUCAGGUUGUUGAGAUGCAAGAAAUUCUAGACCAACAGCUUGCUGAAGAAGCAGCAGAGGCUGAGGGAGAAGGUGCGAUGGCAUCUGUAGCAAAUCCUCGAAGGCCUGGCAAGAAAUCUACUACAACGUCAGCGUCGUCAAAGGGUCUUGCUCAACAGAAAUUAAAAGUCCAAGGGAAAGGCUACAAGGACAAAUGCUACGAGCAAAUUCGGAAGGCGGUUGAAGAUCGAUUCAACAGGCUUUUGACGCUUGUCUUUGAAGAUCUAAAAGCAGCUUUGGAAGAAGCUAGAAUGAUUGGAGAGGAACUUGGAGAUAUUUAUGACUAUGUGGCUCCUUGUUUUCCUCCAAGAUACGAGAUAUUUCAGCUUAUGGUGAACCUGUAUACCGAGAGAUUCAUACAAAUGCUCAGAUUGCUCAGUGACAGAGCAAACGAUCUGACAAAUAUAGAGAUUUUAAAGGUGACUGGUUGGGUGGUAGAGUACCAAGAAAACUUGAUUGCACUUGGUGUUGAUGAUUCACUAGCUCAAGUGUGUUCUGAGAGCGGUUCAAUGGAUCCUCUAAUGAAUGCAUAUGUUGAAAGAAUGCAAGCUACAACGAAGAAAUGGUACAUGAAUAUCCUAGAGGCGGAUAAGGUGCAACCACCUAAAAAAACUGAGGAAGGAAAAUUAUAUACACCGGCUGCUGUAGAUUUAUUCAGAAUACUUGGAGAGCAAGUUAUGAUUGAUUUCCAAGCAGCUGAAAAGAAGAGAGUUGAUGAACCUGCAUCUGAUAUUGGUCUGGAACCUCUAUGCGCUAUGAUAAACAACAACCUUCGCUGCUACGACCUUGCCAUGGAGUUAAGUAAUAGCACUUUAGAAGCUCUUCCACAAAAUUAUGCAGAGCAGGUGAAUUUUGAAGACACUUGCAAAGGUUUCUUGGAGGUGGCUAAGGAAGCAGUGCAUCAAACAGUUCGCGUUAUCUUUGAGGAUCCAGGAGUUCAGGAAUUACUUGUCAAGCUUUACCAGAAAGAAUGGUGCGAGGGACAGGUUACCGAGUACCUCGUGGCAACUUUCGGUGAUUAUUUCACAGAUGUGAAAAUGUAUGUCGAAGAAAGAUCAUUUAGAAGAUUUGUCGAAGCAUGUUUGGAAGAAACAGUCGUUGUCUAUGUUGACCAUCUCCUAACUCAGAAAAACUACAUCAAGGAAGAAACUAUUGAACGGAUGAGGCUAGAUGAAGAGGUUCUCAUGGAUUUCUUUAGGGAGUAUAUAAGUGCAUCUAAAGUGGAGAGCAGAAUCAGAAUAAUGAGCGAUCUGAGAGAACUUGCAUCUGCAGAGAGUCUAGAUGCAUUUACACUCGUGUACUCGAAUAUUCUAGAGCACCAGCCUGACUGCCCGGCCGAGGUCGUAGAGAAGCUUGUUAGUCUGCGUGAAGGCAUACCACGGAAGGACACAAAAGAGGUGGUACAAGAGUGCAAAGAGAUAUAUGAGAACACACUGGUAGAUGGUAAUCCUCCAAAGACAGGAUUUGUAUUCCCGAGAGUCAAGUGCUUAACUGCUUCCAAAGGAUCUAUGUGGCGAAAACUCACUUAAUCUGUAAAACAGCGUUCAGCGUUUGCGUCCGUAACUGCUUUUCUAGUUGAGAUGAUGUUCUUUCUCCAAAUUAUGGCGUUUGCGUCCAUGUCUUCUUUUUCUUUGCAUGGUAUCUUUCCUCUGUAAAUUCUGUGUUUUCUCUUGUUUUGUUCUUUUUCUUACCUUUAUUCCUGGAUUUGAAAGUUGAAACGCUCGGUGGCCACUUGCACUAGGAUAUUAUCCCGUUGUAUUUAGGAGGCGUAUUUUUUUGUCGCAAAUUUUAAUUCUACUGUUUCAUUUAAUUUUGAUAAAAUCUUCUUAAAGUU